GUCCAGAGUAAUGUUAUUGUAGUGGUUCAGUUACUCCACAACACAUACCAAAUACGCUUCGGAAACUACCAAAAAAAAGUAUACCAAUAGCUAUUUGACUUAACUUUUGUUUUUCCUUCUUUUUCUUCUUCCCCAAGAUGGAUAACUAUGUAAAAGUAGAGAAGAUUGGUGAAGGAACCUAUGGUGUUGUUUAUAAAGCUAAACACAAGUCUUCGGGGCGUAUCGUCGCUAUGAAAAAAAUACGCCUAGAAGACGAGUCCGAAGGAGUUCCAAGUACAGCUAUUCGAGAAAUUUCACUGUUAAAAGAGGUGAAUGAUGAAAGUAAUCGUUCAAACUGUGUUCGUCUUUUAGACAUCUUGCAUGCUGAGUCCAAACUAUAUUUGGUAUUCGAGUUUUUAGAUAUGGAUUUGAAAAAGUACAUGGAUAGAAUAUCAGAAACCGGAGCAUCCGCAUUAGAUCCAAGACUAGUGCAAAAGUUUGCAUACCAGUUAGUUAACGGCGUUAACUUUUGUCAUUCCCGGAGAAUCAUUCAUCGAGAUUUGAAGCCUCAAAAUUUAUUAAUUGACAAAGAAGGAAAUCUCAAAUUAGCAGACUUUGGUCUUGCUAGGUCUUUUGGCGUACCUUUACGUAACUAUACACACGAGAUUGUUACGUUGUGGUAUCGAGCUCCAGAAGUUCUUUUAGGAUCUCGACAUUACUCCACCGGCGUUGACAUAUGGAGUGUUGGUUGCAUAUUCGCUGAGAUGAUCCGUCGUACACCAUUGUUUCCUGGUGACUCGGAAAUUGAUGAGAUUUUCAAAAUAUUUCAAGUUUUGGGAACUCCGAACGAGGAAGUGUGGCCGGGGGUUACGCUUUUACAGGAUUAUAAAUCUACCUUUCCUCGUUGGAAACGCGUAGACCUUCACCGAGUUAUACCCAAUGGUGAAGAAGCAGCAAUCGAGUUGCUUUCGGCUAUGCUUGUUUAUGAUCCUGCGCAUCGAAUCAGUGCUAAGAGAGCUUUACAGCAGCCAUAUUUACGAGAAUAUGGAGAGACUUUCGUGUGAGCGAUGGAUGCUGUACUGUCAUUUCUUAUGCAUUUUAUAUAUGUUUAUCAUUAUUACCGGCUAUAAUUAUGCGUAUGUGGAUCUAAGGUUUUUAUUAUAUAUAUGAUAACUCGUAUUUAACCCUCAUUUUAUUUCUGGGCUAUGUUUUCUUAUUCUGUAUUGAAGUCGUCAGACGAUUUGACUGAACAAUCUGGUCCAGAUACUGACACAGAAUGUGCUAAACGAUUUGCUAUAUUUUCAGCCUUCUAAGUCUUAUACUUAGAUACGCGAGGUUAAACUUAUCAUUCACUAAAAGGAUAAAUCGUAUGGUCGUUUUGUGAAUCUCAAUCUUUGUGCUUUUAUUAUUUACUCGUCUUUUACACUAUCGUUUAUAUACCAUCUUUUAUUUUUAAACGAGUCUUCACUUAAUCUUCAGGAACGUCUAAAUUCAUUUACCUAUGUCCUUCCUUUCAUUGAUUAGUAAUAAAUCUAUUCUGUUUUAUUCAAUACCAAA
Messenger RNA from Schizosaccharomyces octosporus yFS286, 1536 nucleotides. Its product is annotated as CMGC/CDK/CDC2 protein kinase Cdc2. The record is from RefSeq and is a predicted model, not a curated record. Gene Ontology annotation, molecular function: cyclin binding; ATP binding; cyclin-dependent protein serine/threonine kinase activity. The transcript is spliced from 5 exons. The coding region runs from base 138 to 1043 and encodes 301 amino acids. Gene Ontology annotation, biological process: protein phosphorylation; G1/S transition of mitotic cell cycle; regulation of G2/M transition of mitotic cell cycle. Gene Ontology annotation, cellular component: cytoplasm; nucleus; cyclin-dependent protein kinase holoenzyme complex. NCBI's taxonomy places the organism in Eukaryota, Fungi, Ascomycota, Schizosaccharomycetes, Schizosaccharomycetales, Schizosaccharomycetaceae.